Messenger RNA from Aureobasidium namibiae CBS 147.97, 525 nucleotides. RefSeq lists its product as uncharacterized. The record is from RefSeq and is a predicted model, not a curated record. NCBI's taxonomy places the organism in Eukaryota, Fungi, Ascomycota, Dothideomycetes, Dothideales, Saccotheciaceae. Bases 1 to 525 code for a protein of 174 amino acids. Gene Ontology annotation, biological process: vacuolar protein processing. The transcript is spliced from 3 exons. Gene Ontology annotation, cellular component: intracellular membrane-bounded organelle.
AUGGCCAGGCAAGCUCUCAAAACACAGGCAGCCCGCAAUGCAGCCACCCUCCAACGCACCCAUCUGAUCGCAUUGGGUGUCCACGGCUUCCACCUUCUCUUACGCUUUAUCUUUGUGCGCCGUUCGUUUUGGGCAUAUCUCCUCCUCUCUUUCCCUUCCCUGCUUGUCCAAUUCUGGUUCGAGCGCGUCGGUCGUCCUACCUACAUCGACGGUCCCAAUGGCAAGGAAUUGAAAAGAGCUGGAGAGGAUCUCGAGGCCAAGGGUCUGACUGAGUGGAUGUGGGAUGUUGUAUACUGGUCCUGGGGCUGCAUUGUCCUGACCACUCUGGUGGGCGAUUGGGCAUGGUGGUUCUUCGCUGUGGUCCCUCUUUACUCUGCUUGGUUGGCAUACACGACCUUUACUGGUGCUCGCCAGGGCCUUAUGGGAGGUGGCGCCAUGCCCGCCGAGGGUGCCUCGAGCGGCGCGCAAAGCAAGCGUCAACAAAAGAUGGAAAAGAGAGGCGGCCAGAAGAUGCAAUACAGAUAA